Molecule: messenger RNA, 2532 nt
Organism: Ficedula albicollis (Collared flycatcher)
Lineage: Eukaryota; Metazoa; Chordata; Aves; Passeriformes; Muscicapidae
Gene: HMMR
Product: hyaluronan mediated motility receptor
Exons: 18
Coding region: 16-2211 (731 amino acids)
Cellular component (GO): membrane
Molecular function (GO): hyaluronic acid binding
Source: RefSeq, a predicted model, not a curated record
AGCGCUGGCGCCGUCAUGGCCUCCGCGCGCGCGCCGCUCUGCCGCCACCCUCACCGCCAUGGGAGCGCUGCAUGUACGCCCCUGCAAGGAUCCCACAGCGCUAAGCCAUCAGAUGGAGUGGGAAGUUUGCUGUCCUCUGAAGCAUGCCAAGGGGUUAGGAAACAGAAGAGUGUGGCAAAUCUGAGCAGUGAGAAGAGUGCACCCACCCCAGUAACUGCCAGGAGACUCACAUCUCUCGGAUCGACACCAGCUAAUGGGAUUGUGAAGACUAAAAAAGAUCUUAUGCUUAUGAAAGAGAAAAAGAAACAGAAGGCACUGGAGAAAGAGAUUCGUGCAUUAGUGAGAGAACGUGGAGAACAGGAUAAGAAACUUAAGGCUCUGGAUGAAGAUCUCGUUAAGAUUGAAGCCAAGCUGAGUGCUGCAGUUCAGGAGAAAACCUCUCUCUCAGCAAAUGUUGCAUGCCUGAAAAAACAGCUUCUGGAGAUAACAAGAAGCAAUGAACUACUAAAGUCAAAGCUGUCUGAAGAUGGUGUGCAGAAGAAAAUGAGCAGUCUGUGUAUGGAGUUGAUGAAGCUCAGAAACAUGAGGGAUGCUAAGGAAAAGACUGCACUGGCAAAGCAGGAAGACAUGGAAAUGAAGCUGCAGGAAGUGCAAAGGAAUCUAGAGCAUUCCAAAGGAAAAGUAGCACAGUUACAACAAAAAUUGUCUGCUACUGAGAGAGAGAAAGUUGAAGAAAAGUCUGACACUGAAAAACUCCUGGAAUAUAUUACAGAGCUCAGUAGUGUUGCAGAAACAGCUGAGAAAUACAAACUGGAAGUCACCCAGAUGGAGGAGACACUGAGUAAGAAAGACCAAGAGAUUGAGAUCCUGAGGAAUACCCUCAAAGCAAAAGAGGAAGAGUCAUGUAAACUGAUGAAAGACCUUAAUGAGAGGUGUCAAUUGCUUCAACAAGAGAAAGAGAAAGAGUUGUCAGAGGCUGAAGGACAAUUUUUGAGUAGGAAUGCUGAAAUAGAAGACCUGAAAAAAAAAAUUGAUUUGGUGGAACAAGAACACCAAAAACUGCUUCAGAAACAUCAGGAGGUCAUCUCUCAACUGCAGCAAGAGAAGGAGUCAUCUGCAUCAAUGCAGCAGAAGCUACUAGAGUUUGAAGAUGAAGUAACAAGUGAGAGACAUCUUCUGGAAGAAGAGCUGAAUGAUACCAUGAAGGAACUGAAUAAAUUGCAUGAGAAGGAGAAGAAAGCUGAAAAGCUGGUGAAGCGACUGGAACAAGAAAUCAAAUCUCAAGAUCUUCAACUUGCACAGAUGAAAGAAGAGUUGAAAGGGAAGAAUGCAGAGUUGGAGCAAAUCAAAGCAAUGCACAGCAGUGCUGUAUUGAAAAUCCAAGAGGAGCACAGCAAUACACUGCAGAAACUUGGAAAGACUAUUGCUGACUUUGAAAGCUACAAGAAAACAUCAGCUGAAGAAAUUUGCAGUUUUAAACUGGAGAAUAACUCUCUGCUAGAAGAAGUUGCCAGCCUAAAAAAAGUAGGCCAAGAGAAUCUGCAGUUGCUUCAAGAAGCAGAAUACAACACAAACAAAGCAAAUGAGGAAUGUGCAAGGAUGCUUUUAGAAGUCCGGACAAAGCUUGCACUAAAAGAAGCAGAAACAGAGAGAACAAAAGAGUCUUGUCUUGCACAAAUGACUAAACUUCAGGAAAAAUUUGAGGAGCAAACUGAAGAUCUGAAAAGAGAACUUGAAGCAGAAAGAUCAAGGAAAACCAUAAGUGAAGAUGUGACCUCUAGCUUAAAGGAAGAGAUCAAGACCUGGCGUAAACUGUAUGAAGACUUACAUAACAAAGUUAAGCCUUUUCAGCAACAACUAGAUGCUUUUGAAGCAGAGAAGAAUGCACUCCUGGAGGAGCAUGGGGCAGCCCAAGAAGAACUGAAUAAACUGAGUGAUGCAUAUGCUAAACUACUUGGCCACCAGAACAUGAAGCAAAAAAUCAAGCAUGUCAUGAAGUUGAAGGAAGACAAUGCCCACCUGAAGCAGGAUGUCUCAAAACUGCGUGCAUUGCUAGCCAAGGAAAAGCAAACCAACAGACAUCUUCAGGAGCAGCUGUGUGCAGUACAGGGCAUUAAACGUUUUGAUCCUUCCAAAGCUUUCCAGCAUGAUAGCAAGGAAAAUAUUCCUCUAAGAACACCUUUAAGAGAAGGUAAUAAAAACAAAAUUUGAAGUCUUCUUGAUAUUAAGAAAAUCAUCCAUAAAUUCGUGUGCUACAGGAGACUUCAACAGACUGCUUCUUCAAGGUCAACUUGGAUGCUGUAUAUAAUACAAAUCAGUAGGAGCCCUAGAGGAAUGAUCUAAAAUUAUAUAUUUUUAGAAAAACUAUGUUUUACUGAGAAGCAACAGGUGACAGUACAUUCUUGACUCCUGGUAUCAUCAAUAUAGGCAUGAACUCUGAAAAGUGUUCACUGUUGCAUGUUUUGGAUAUGCUGAGGCUGCUUAAUUAGGUUUUGAACAGAGCAUUUUAAAUUUGGAAAAGGAGAAUAAGCA